CUGGUACCUGCUAUGGCAUCCUCUCUGAAGCCUUGGCAUAUGUUUCUGCUCCUGCUGGGCCUGCAGUACAGCCUGCUUGCACAGAGCAAUUCCAGGAGGGAGUUCAUGGAAUACCAUCACCUAAAUCCAAACAAAGACUUCAGUGCAUACAGAUGUGAUGAGCUCAUGACAGAGAAAGGACUGAAACCCAAGAUCUCACACUCAUUUGUUCAAUUGUCAUGGUACAAAGUUGAGCAUGUAUGCCUUAGUGGCAACUUCAGAGAUCGCUACAAAAACUCCUAUGUUUGGGCUCAGAUGCCGAUUAAGGUCCUGAAGUGCUACUGGGAUAGUUACAUGAGUAGAUACAUAGAGAUAAAGAGCUACAGCUACGUCCAGUUUCACUGUGGUGCAGAUGGGUAUGUCGACAGCAUAGAGGACAUGAAGAUGCUGGAGCCCAUCUUUGACUAG
Molecule: messenger RNA, 447 nt
Organism: Onychomys torridus (southern grasshopper mouse)
Lineage: Eukaryota; Metazoa; Chordata; Mammalia; Rodentia; Cricetidae
Gene: Eddm3b
Product: epididymal protein 3B
Exons: 1
Coding region: 13-447 (144 amino acids)
Source: RefSeq, a predicted model, not a curated record